This is a messenger RNA of Endocarpon pusillum Z07020, 2268 nucleotides long. RefSeq lists its product as uncharacterized. Lineage: Eukaryota; Fungi; Ascomycota; Eurotiomycetes; Verrucariales; Verrucariaceae. The transcript has 5 exons. Bases 1 to 2268 code for a protein of 755 amino acids. The record is from RefSeq and is a predicted model, not a curated record. Gene Ontology annotation, molecular function: protein binding.
AUGGCUUCCCAAAUCUCACCAGCCGUCAUAAGCACUUCGUCGCAUUCUAAGCGUGCACGACGAAUACCUGACAACGAAUGGGACAUUUGGCGUCCGAAGCUAGAGCAGCUGUUCAUAGAAGACGGUAUAUCGCGAAAAGACAUUGUUGGUAUCAUGACAAAAAGCCACGGUUUCGAUAUCACUGAGGUGCAGCUUAAGCGCCGUUUUGAGAAAUGGGGUGUCAAGAAAUACAUUCCUGAAAAUGAUUUGAAGACGAUGAUAUAUAUAAAAAGAAAACGACAAGAGAAUGGCGAGGAUUCUCGAUUCCAGUGGAGAGGUCACGAUGUUGAGCAAGAGCGGAUAGAACGUGCUUCGAAAAGAAUAAAAGGACCAUUGAAUUCUCCAGAAAUGACUCCGACGCACAUUAAGAUAUAUACUUCACAGCAUCAGAAACCUCAAAGUGUUCUAUCUAAAUCUUCCUCAGAACAUGCAACCGGUGAUUCAUUUGCAUUACCAGAUAUAGAUGUGCCGUUACACGAGCCUGACUGUGCGAGCGGGGAUCUAGAUUUCGAAUUCAACGAUGUAAUCGACUUUGGUUUCGAUCUUCGCUUUAUUUCAGAGGGAUUUAGUCACAAUGACUCAACACCUACGGACUACAACUUGAACGACUUCAUAGUGAGAGAUGCUCCAACCCUGACACCUAAGCAGUUAGAUCAAAGAAGCCUUUCAGGAGACCUUUAUAACUGGAAAAGCCUCUUAGCAGAACCAUUUAUAAGUGAGGACUCGGCUCAAGCAAUUUCCAGGCCCGAAUCAGCUUUCGAAGACAUUGGUUCAGAGAAUCUUACUAAGCCUCUUGUUCUCAUUGAAGAGUCCUUCUUUGCGGAACUCUCUAAGAUGUCAAACAAUCAGUCUUCAGGAAUCAGUGAAGAUAUCACUGAAUGGGUCGCUAGCGAGUUCAGAAAUUCCCUUGCCGCAAGCUAUGAAGCCUCAGCUCUAGGUACUCGGAAGCGGUUGAAGUCGAAGACGGACGAACCAAGUUGGACACCUCUUACCCAAAACAGGUUUCUGGGAGCGAUAAUGACACAGAAGGCGACCUCGUUUUCAACCAACAUUGCUCAAAAACUGCGUUCUCUGCAGAUCUCGAGCAAAACUUGUUCACUACAGGACAUACCUGUAGGGCGCUUGUUAAUCAAGCUGAUGGUCUUUGCUUCGCAAGGUACUUCAACCACUACUACAGCAUCAUUUACCUUCACUCCUAAUGAUGCAAUUUGCAAAAAGGGUGUCUCAGCAACAUUGCUACGAGCCUUUGACAGUCUAGGUAGUCCAACUAUUGCUCGCAGUAUUACUUCAUUCAACAUCAUACCGCGGAAUCAUCCGAUCGUAACAGCUCUUGAACAUAAUGAUAUACGAAAGGUGCAGGAACUAUUUUCGUCUAAGCAAGCUUCGCCAAACGAUCGAAUUCCAAAUGGGACCUCAUUACUGCCUUUCGCAAAUCAAUCUGUAGAGAUGACGCAACUCUUAUUACGGGAAGGGGCAACAACCGGAGACUGCUUUCGGCAAGUUUUCAUUCGUGACUAUGCAAGCCCGGUGGGGAGACCCCCUGGCGAAUUUGAUUUUUUUCGCCGCAUCUCAGACAUAGCGCUUGAAGCGGGCGCUUCUGUUGACGAUUGCGAUGACCCUGAUCCAUUAUCACCCGUUUACGAUGGUAUAUUCCACCGGUUAGUUUGGCAUACCCUAUAUCCCGGACGCAAUGCCUUCGUCUCCGAACUGCCGCAAUUGGUCGCAUACUUUGUCAAGAUCGGCUUUUCUAUCGAAGCCUUGAACUCCGACGGCGAGACGCCUUUCCUUAAUGCAGCCUCAAGUCGUGGCAUAUGUCUAACGUUUCUCCAAAUCCUUUUGGAGCAUGGUGCCAAUCCCACGGCAAAAGAUAAGUGGGGACGGGGCGCUCUCCAUUUAGCUGUUUGUGGUUACUGGGCCGAUGACGAUGACGGCGAUGACGAUGACGGCGAUGACGAUGAUGAUGGCUGGGACGGCAGCGACAAUGAUUUGGUUUUGACAAGCAGAAACCAGGAUGAGGUUCGUGGUGUUAAGCAGUUGCCAAACACAGAUGUAGAGGAAUCGCUACUGGAAAAGCUCCUCUUUCUACUCCAGGCUGGCUGCGACCCUGAAGGAGAUCACAAUGGGCUCACAGUAUGUUAUUAUGCUAAGAGAUGUAGCUUGAGCAGUACAUGGCAUGCAGCUCUGUCUACCUUCAACGCGGAGCGACGAGGUACAGAAACUCAGGGUUAA